This is a messenger RNA of Ambispora leptoticha, 549 nucleotides long. The record is from the annotation of a GenBank genome assembly. NCBI's taxonomy places the organism in Eukaryota, Fungi, Glomeromycota, Glomeromycetes, Archaeosporales, Ambisporaceae.
AUGACAAUGUAUUGUCGACAUCAUCACAUUUUAGUUUACCAGUUUCGCCACUUCCAGCACCACUCUGGACCUACUUCAAGUCCGCUAUUCAUUUCUGAAACAUCUGCUGCCACCUCUGCCAAUUCAUUAUCGAAUAAAAAAAGGAAAAGUGAUAUAAUUGACCUUUAUUCAAAACCUAACGAGCUGUGGGAAGCAAAAAACUACUACGAGUUUGUCAGAACACAUAAAGAAUUUGCACAAUGUAAACUAUGUGCAUGUGGAGGGCUUGACAAAAAGUUCAAACAUAAUAACUCGACUAGUAAUAUGACACAACAAUUAGCCAAUGCUCAUAAUGUCACAAAUGAAAACCCAACAGGAAAUGAAUGGAAAUUUCAAGAUGUUCUUUUAUCAAUUGAAGUACUUUCUUCUCAUACAGCAGAAAACAUUCAAAAUAUAUUGGCUAACAUUCUCAAUCGCUGGCACAUCUCUGAUAAAGUAUUUGUAGCAACAACAGAUAAUGGUGCCAAUAUGAAGAAAGCUAUUCAUUACUAUUUGGCAUAUCACAUCUGA